GCGGAGCGUCGUCAUGCCAACGAGCAGCAGACAGAAGAAGAAGAAGGGGGGGGACGCGGCGGUGCAGGGAACCAACGACAGCAGCGUGGUGAGCAAAGUGUCGGCUGCAGCUCGAGGCUUCUUCACCGACGACUUCCUCCAGCACUUUGUGUGCAAACAGCCCAGAAGGUCACCGCUCAUCAACAGGGGCUACUAUGUGCGCUGGAGAGCUGUGGACCACUGUGUGAGGAGGUUUCUACACGUUACUGGAAACUGCCCCAAGAGACAGAUUUUGUCGCUGGGUGCCGGUUUCGACUCGUUGUAUUUCCGCCUGCGUGCGGACGAAGCUCUCACCGGAGUCGUGGUGUUCGAGGUGGAUUUCCCUGAUGUCGCUCGACGUAAGACUGCUCUCAUCUCCUCUAAUAUCACACUGAGGGGGAUGUUAGACCCACAUCUACCUGCACCUACAGGAGCUGUGCACGUGUGGAGUGGUCAGUACCGUCUGUUGGGGUUGGAUGUCAGGGAGGAGUCCCAGGUGAAGGAGGCUCUGGAGGCAGCUGGGUUGGACUGGGCUCCUCCCACUCUGAUUCUGUCUGAAGUGGUUCUCACCUACAUGGAAACUCAAUGGUCGGAUGUCGUCAUCAGUUGGGCGGCAAAGCUCCUGCCUCAGUCCCUGUUUGUGAUGUAUGAGCAGAUCCAUCCACAUGAUCCCUUUGGUUCCAUCAUGCAAGAGCAUUUCCACAAACUGAAUUCCACGCUGCACGCCCUUCGACGGUACCCGGACGCCGCCGCUCAGAGACAGCGGUUCCUGGACAAGGGCUGGGAUCAGUGUGUGUGUCUGGAUAUGAACGACUUCUACCUGGGGCUGGUUCCUGAGGACGAGAGGCACAGGGUGGAGCUCCUGGAGCCUUUUGAUGAAUAUGAGGAGUGGCACCAGAAGUGUUCCCACUACUUCAUCCUCACGGCCUCUCGGGGCUCCUGUAUGACUCAGGCGUUACUCACACAUCCUCCAGUGUCUCCAGUGUCGUCUGUGAACCCGUCUUUGAGUCCCGUGGUCCUGAGUGUGAAGCCGGAUCCUGCCUGUGUGGAGGGUUUGGGGAUGGCCUCCACCUCGGUGAGCCCAGGACGGCUCCUGCUAACAGGGGGCUCCAGCCGGGGGGGCAGGGGGGCUUUGAGUCGAGUCCUCCUCCGAGGGGAGGAAGGGUGGAGGUCUGUCACCGUGGAGCCGUCACUGGACUUGGGCGUCCGGCUCUACCACACGGUCACUUCCUGUCCAGGUGGAGGUGCGGUGGUGUACGGAGGUCGCUCCUCCCCCCUCAGCCCAGCCAGGGGUCUUUUUAAAGUAGUGCUGGACCCUGCUGGUCCCCCGGCCCCUCUGGACCCUUCUGGUCCCCCUGCUCCUGUAGACCCAGUGAAACUGUGUGUAGAGGAGAUGAUCUGUACCGGGGAGCCACCUCCGCCAAGAUGGAGGCACACUGCUGCCAUCGUCAGCCACAAAGGCAAAGACUUUCUGUUUGUUUAUGGAGGAAAGAAUGAAUCUGAGGCUGUUCUGGGUGACGCCCACUUCCUGUGUCUGGACCAGCAGCUCUGGACUGAGAUCCCAGUGGAGGGGGCGGCACCAGAGCCAAGCCACUCCCACUCUGCAUGUUCAUAUCAGGGAGGUGUGGUGCUCUUCGGGGGUCUGGACCGACGGGGGGUUCCUCUGGGGGACACGGUGGUCCUCAGGCCCAGUGACAGAGGCUUCUCCUGGGAGAGAGUAGAGCUGCAGCCCCCCCCGGUCCCCAGAUACUCUCAUUCUGCCCACGUGAUUGGACAGAAGCUAGUGGUGGUGGGUGGGGUCUGGAUGCAUUCCGAUGGCGUACCGGGGGUUGUCAUGAUUGACCUCGCCACACGGAGCAGCGUGGAGUUCAGCCUGGACACGAGCCGGGUGCCGUGGCCUCUGAUGCUUCACUCCUUCUGCUGCGAGCUGACGGACUCAGAAGAGGCGGAGCUGCUCCUGAUUGGUGGAGGAGGAAACUGCUUCUCCUUCGGGACUCAUUUCAACCCCCGGCCGGUCACUCUGGACCUCAGGCCCGUCCUGGGAUGAAGGUUUUCUAGAUUCAGUUUAAAAACUCUGGAUCGAGCACAAGUCCACUCAUUUGGUCUGAAGACUUUGGGGGGUAUUAAGCUGCAAGACGAAUCCUCGCCACUAGAUGUCACUAAAUUCGAUACACUGGACCUUUAGCGCUACACUACUACAACCCCCGGCCGGUCACUCUGGACCUCAGACCCGUCCUGGGAUGAAGCUUUUCUAGAUCCAGUUUAAAAACUCUGGACCGAGCACCGGAUUGGGCCCAAGUCCACUCAUUUAGUCUGAAGACUUUGUGUAAAUGAGGUCGUUUGGAGCUGAAUCUGAAUGUCAGGGCUUACGGACAAUGCUGUUUACCCCUGAAACUCCAAAAGGGUUUUGUGGACUCAAACACCCCCCCCCCCCCAUAGUGGUGUGUAGAUAAUGCGUUUUCAGUGAACAAACCCUUUGAGUACACAUCACGUAUAAAAGAUAUCACUCCACAGAAAUGUCUCCAGAGUGUUUGCUGGACAGGUUUUUAUUUGCGAGACCUCAGGAUGGAUACAUGGGAUUCGUGUUUUGGCCGGAGGUGUAAAUCACUCAGUGAAGCGCCUGAAGGACAUGACCGUGGGACUGCUGGCCCCCCAGUCGCCAGGUUUGAGGUACUCUCCCUUCUCCAGGAAGUACUGGCGCCCCCGGUAGUUGGGAUGCUCGUAGAAAACCCAGCAGCCGUCGAAGACCUUGCAGGAGUUGACCUCCCGCCAGCGGAACUUCUCCAGGAGGGAGGGGCAGUCCUCUGUGGCCUCCAGGGCCUGG
Messenger RNA from Limanda limanda (common dab), 2842 nucleotides. RefSeq names its product leucine carboxyl methyltransferase 2 (gene lcmt2). The transcript has 14 exons. The coding region runs from base 14 to 2065 and encodes 683 amino acids. The record is from RefSeq and is a predicted model, not a curated record. Gene Ontology annotation, molecular function: protein binding; tRNA methyltransferase activity. Gene Ontology annotation, biological process: wybutosine biosynthetic process; tRNA methylation. Lineage: Eukaryota; Metazoa; Chordata; Actinopteri; Pleuronectiformes; Pleuronectidae.